UUCCCGCCUGUCACGCGGGUGACCCGGGUUCGAUCCCCGGCAACGGCGAAAUUUUUUAGUAUUCUAUUGACUAUUGCAUGGAAACGGCACCGUUUUGGGUUUUAAAACUUCAUUGGGUGUGGAGGAAAAGCGUAUAAAGACCGCGAAAUUAAGUCUGAUUUUUCAUUCCCGCCAUUGAAAUCUUCUCAAUCUCUUCUGGGAAUGGGAAAUGAGAUGCUUUGAUUUGGCGAGCUCAGAUACUCUGCGUCCUCAAUAUGAAGAAGCUCAAAGGCAAGGACGAUAAACCAGACGGUCUAGAAAUCACGUCCAUUGGCUCUCUCUAUGGUGGUCCUUUGGACAAGAAGUACUGGAGCUCCUCUAGGGGAAAAGAUCGGUAUCCAUAUCCGGUUGGGUAUCAAGCUGUUCGAGCACAUAACGGUAGUGUAUACAGGAUGGAAAUUAAUGAGGGUCCUAAAGGACCUGUAUUCAUGAUUACCUCUGCUGAUGGACAUUCGUCUUCUGGGCAAACUCCAGAUAUUGCGUGGGAGAAAUUCCAGAAGAACUGUUCUUCUCGUCCAAAAAUUUUGCAUGGGAAGAGAUUUUCGUGCAACAUAGAUGGUGUGGAGUUUUUUGGAUUUAAAAAUCCAUUUAUUCAGAGAUUACUUCGAGAAAUGGUGGCAAAUGUUAGUGGAGCGGCAGAACAAAUUUUUUUAUCCUCCACCUCCUGCAAAGAGACUGGUAAAGAAGAUCCUACUAGUCAUGGUUCAGAUUCAUGUAAUCUGCCACAUUUGGCAAGUUCUCGUAUCACGGGAAAAAGUAGGAGACGUGAAAUCACCAAUACAAAGUCAUCCAGCAAGGUUAACCGCAAAAGAUCCAGGCCUCAAGAUCUGAAAAACAAUGCUGAGGCUAUAGACCCAGUAGAAGAGAACAAAGAGAGUGCUAAUUGUAAACCUCCACCAGUCUUGUCACCUUCCAUAUAUUUACUACCUUUUCAAGAAGAAAAGAGUCACGUUUCAGAAAAGGACUUGCAAUCAAAUUCAUUUGGCAUCUCUAAUCAUCUUAGAGGCGUUGUCCCUGCUGAAGAAACAAUGGUGCCCAUUACUUCAGGAAAUUGUACAUCCACUGGUCUUACUGUAACAGUGGCCAACAAGGAAAAUACCCUUGACAGGUUACCAGAUCCAGGAGAUUACCCUGAUGAGAAUGUUGUUGAUCUUUAUGCCCCUGAUUCCUUCGAUCUUGUGCAAGAUAUUUCUACAGGACCAGGAGGUUGCGACGACAAGAAUGUUAUUGAGCUUUAUGCUCCUGAUACCUUGGAUGUUGUGCAAGAAGAAAUUAUUGCAGCAGAGAUGGUCAUUUCUGAAGGUUUGGCAAGUGAAUCCAAUCCAGAAGAAGAAAUAGGGACAUCCAAUUCCGGAAAGAGUGAAAUUGAUUCAGUUGGUCAAGAAACUGCCAAGUCCAUGAUGACAUUUCUGCUUCCCCAAGCAAUUCCCUUGCUCAAGAAGUCAUCAAGGAAGAAAAAAGCUGUCGUUAGCUCUUUGGAAAUUCGGUCUCGCGUGGUGCCUUCUGAAAACCAGAAUAAUGCGGUAAUGAAUGCUGAAAACAAAAUGGUGGAUAUGGAGGAACUGAUGAAUAUCCAGUGCACAAGUCUUGGUUAUUCAGAUGCAAGGAAAUGCGUAGCAGAUCAUCUGAGUGUUCACCAAGUAUCUUACCAUGAGAUAAUGCCCUUUGGUGAUUCCAAAGCUGAUCAAGUUUGUUUUCACGAGGAAGCAUGCCCCCGGGACACUCUUGGACCUCCUAUUGGUGUUCAGGAGCAUAACAAGCCAUUAGACUGCUGUCUUGAGACCACUGAAAGAAAAGAUAAAUUAUGUUGUAAUGAAGUAAAUGUGGAGUCAGAUGGAGCAAUUUGUCAGGCUGACCAUGAUAUAUCUGAGUCUCUGCCAAGUUGCAAUAUCUCCAAGAAAAAUGAAUUUGCUGAAGAAAUAAGGGAUGCUUGUGCGAGCAUAGAUGAAAACUUAGUAGCUGUUGGUACAGAUGAUAAUUCCAAAUCUCAAGGUAUUCUUAGUUCACAGAGUCUGCUACUAGAAGAAUCUGGUGUUAAAACAGUGCUUGAAGAAACCUGCAAUAUGUCACUCACUCAAACACCAAGUUUAGUAUAUUCCAGACGAAAAAAAGUCGAAAGUAUAAAGCAUAAAAGUAAGUACAGGGCUCCUCUCUCAGAAAGUAUUAUAUGCCGAACUUUUGCGGAUAGCUGUGUUCCUGAAACAUCUACCACCAUGGGAAAUUGUAAUACUCUGGAAGCAUCAGAAAUGGGCUGGUCUUAUGACAGAUCAUGUAAAGAUGUUUUUGGUUCUGAAUCCAUGAUUUCAGGGCCAUCCAAGAGUAUUCCUGUAUAUAGACCUACAACUGAUUGUAAAAGUCUACUAAACAAUACAGUUUCUGCUGUAUCACAUGAUCAGUCAAUUAUGUGUUUGUCAAGCCUUCAUGUCGACAAGGAGAUAAGGCAUGAAAACCCCUUAGUGCGAAAGAGUUCUGAAUCAUGUAAGAAACAGGCAGCAAGUAACUCCCACAGCUCUUCAUAUAUUGCUGAAGAAUGCCAAUACAGUUCAGAUUUCAAGCCUAAAGGCAUGCCCAUGGAAAAAGAUUUACUAGGUAAUUUUGACCUUGUUGGAUGCUAUGUCCACCCACUCCCUGUGUUGUCUUUAACGGUGAGCACUGGGGACAACGAGAUCCACAUUUGUGUUUUGUGUGACUUGCUUGAUAAGUACAGGACCCUAUUUAUCUACAAGGUAGCAACUCAUGAACCAACAGCUGGAUAUCCCUCUUUUGUGGGUCACACAUCAGUAUUAUUUCCGGUUCAAAAAGACUAUUUUGGUAGAGAAAUUGAUCUUGAAAGAUCUGGUGUGCAGUUCACUCCAGGAGGGCUAUAUCUUCUUCUACUUGACAGCAUUAGAACUCCUUAUUGCAGGCAAGGGAGAAUUCCUUGUACGUGCUCAGUAUGUGCAUCAAGCAGCUUUGAGGGGAAUGCAGUGAAGAUUGUUGAAGUAAACCUUGGAUAUGUCUCAGUAGUGGGAAAACUGACUACAGCUGAGAGCUUACAACAUCUUUUGGUUUGUGAACCCAACCGUCUUGUUGCUGUUGGAGAGAGUGGGAGAUUACAUCUGUGGGUUAUGAAUCCAACAUGGUGUGCACAGGUUGAGAAGUUCAUCUUGCCUGCUAAUGCUUUUGUAUCCCCUGGUAUAGUGGAGAUAAAGAAAAUUCCCAAGUGCACUAGUCUUGUUCUCGGCCAUAAUGGUUUUGGAGAAUUUAGUUUAUGGGACAUUUCAAAACGCAUCAUCGUUUCAAAGUUCACUUCACCAAGCACUUCCUUUUGCAAGUUCAUUCCAGUCGGUUUGUUCAAUUGGAAAAAGAAAGGUCAAAGUUUCAGAGACACAACAGUAGAAGAAAGUGUCCAUAGAAUGAUAACUGCAACAAAUAUGUGUUUUUCGGUACAGACCAAUGACGAUUCCCUUUUGCCAUUAGAUGGGGAAGAUGUCGCUGUAUGGCUUCUUGUCUCUGUUAUGCCUGAUUCUGAUGUUGAACAUGACUAUAAAUCAAGUGAUUAUCAAACAAAAUCAGUAGGAUGGUGGAGGCUUGCUCUACUGGUGAAAAAUACAGUAAUCAUAGGGAGUAUAUUGGACCCAAGUGCUGCUGCCAUCGGAGCCUCUGCCGGCCACGGGAUCAUUGGCACACAUGAUGGGCUUGUGUACAUGUGGGAAAUGUCUACUGGAACUAAGCUUGGAACUUUGCAUCAUUUUAAAGGUAGCAAUGUUUCAUGUAUUGCCACUGAUGAUUCAAUGAAAGGUGCAUUAGCUGUUGCUGGUGGGGAAGAGGUACAUUCGAAAGUUUGCAAGAGGCUGUUGAGGUCUAAAGGGUGCAAUCUUAGAUGGUCUUCUACUCAAACUUGUUGCCAAUCUUCAACUAUAUGCUUAUUCUGAUGUUGAUUGGGCUAGCUGUGUAGAUGACAGGAGAUCUUGGUGAGAAUCUCAUCUCAUGGUCUGCCAAAAAGCAACAAGUUUGUUGUACGGUCUAGUACUGAAAGUGAAUUCAGAUCCCUUGCAAAUACAGCUGCAGAACUUAAAUGGCUUAUCAACUUGUGGCAUGAGCUUCAUGUUUCUCUUUCUAAGCACCAAUUAUUUGGGUAGACAAUCAAAGUGUAGUUGCACUUGCUGCAAACUUUGUAUUUCAUGCUAGAUCUAAGCACAUUGAAAUUGAUCUUCACUUUGUGAGAGAUUAGAUUUUGGACAAAACACUCUCGGUCAAAUUUGUCCCUUCAAUUGAUUAAGUGGCCGAUGUUCUAACUAAACCUCUUGCAACAGAUAGUUUUCUCUAUUUUAAGGGAAAACUUCAAGUGGCUUCCAUUCCUUUUCAUUUGAGGGGAUGUUAGCUAACAUAACCUUUAGUUAGUUUAGUUAGUUAAUUAAUUAGAAGUUAGUUAACUGUUUUUUCUGUUUUAGUAGAGCUCUGUUUUAGCUCUUUACUUUGUCCAUUUGUAUAACUUUGUGCUUAUCAAUAAAGGACCUCUCAUUAAUGAGAGGCAAGCUUUUCUGUCAA
Molecule: messenger RNA, 4569 nt
Organism: Cannabis sativa
Lineage: Eukaryota; Viridiplantae; Streptophyta; Magnoliopsida; Rosales; Cannabaceae
Exons: 15
Coding region: 255-3953 (1232 amino acids)
Biological process (GO): regulation of cell cycle
Cellular component (GO): nucleus
Molecular function (GO): protein binding
Source: RefSeq, a predicted model, not a curated record